Ahaetulla prasina is the source of this 973-nucleotide messenger RNA. RefSeq names its product condensin-2 complex subunit D3-like. The record is from RefSeq and is a predicted model, not a curated record. Lineage: Eukaryota; Metazoa; Chordata; Lepidosauria; Squamata; Colubridae. The transcript is spliced from 6 exons. Bases 1 to 480 code for a protein of 159 amino acids.
AUGCCCCACCUGCAGGAAACCCGUGUCAUGAUGGAUCACGGCUGUAACAUCAUCAAUGCUGGAAGGGACUGUGGGCGUGGAGUGGAGGAGAAAGAGGAGGAGGAGGAAGAGGACAAAGAGAACGAAGACAAGAACGAUAACAAUGGCCGUGGGAUCCUUGCUUCUUUUUACAGCCUGAACCGACCGUCUUCCGUUACCAAGAGACCCUUGGAAGGCCGUGCAAUCAGUACUCCUGAACAGUCCAUUAACAACGUGACCUUCGGAGCCGGAGUCAGCCAAAUUAGUUUGAACCUCACAUCGCCUUCUUGUAAAGUCAAAGAACCAGAAACUUCACAGGAACAUAUCAUUUGCUUGACCUCACCAGAUAAGUUGUUGCCCCAGCCUCCACAAUGGAGGGUGACUUCUCCGAGAAGAAGCAGUCCAUCCAGUUUAAGUCUGCGGAGAUCCAGCCGUAGAACGCCCCGGCAACCAACGAAAUGACCGUUUUUCUCCCCCCAGCAAGAAUGCCACUUGCCUUACAAGCAGAAUCAUGUUUCUAGAGCGGUCUCUGCACCUUUUGGAAGAUCAUCGAUCAAUGCCUCCUAACUCUUGCUUUUUAUUCUCCCCCUUGUCGAGCUUGCUUGCUUUUAUAAUCGGUGUGCUAUAAAUAAUGUGUUUAGUAGCACUGCAGCUGGAAAUAACCUAUUGCUGCGUAGCUAGACAACCACCUCCCUUCCCCCCCCUAUAUUUUAUUUGAUACGUGGAUGACCUCUGGAGUAAUUGUGUUAAUUGGGGCCCAUGAAACACUUAUAGGUUUGGCACCAGACCUUUGGCGAUGGGACACGUAUUGGCCCGGCGUUCCAAGUCUUUCCCGCAGCCAACAUCUAAGCGCUAAGCUUAAUUUCACAUCCUCGUUUUGCAUCGGUUGGAGGGAUGGUGAAAUCUAAAGUCGUAUGGGAGAAAAGAUAUUGUUCUCUGGUCUAGGCCAGACCAU